GGAUUUUUUUUCGGUAAUCGACAGUCCUUUCGGAUUUAUUUGUCCGAAAUAUAGAUUCAAUAUAUCGCGACUAUCAGAUACUACGAGCUUAAAGACCGACGCAUUUCUCUUAUAAAAAGGCCAGGGAGAAGCUUGAGGAUCACUGGAACCCCAUAUCAUAUGCCAAGCACCAUGGCAGAACAAACAAUGGAGCUUCCACCUUUCAGACCCACGGGAACAAGCUUUCUCAAAACUUGUUUUAAUGGCUUAAAUGCUUUAUCAGGAAUCGGCAUAAUAACACUUCCCUACACACUCUCCCAAGCUGGGUGGCUAGGCCUGGCUCUCCUCUCUACCAUGGCAGCAGUCACCUGCUACACCGGCCUCCUCCUACAGCGGUGCAUCGAAUCCGACCAGUUGAGCAAGACCUAUCCCGAAGUGGGCUUCAGUGCAUUCGAUCGUAAAGGACUUGUCAUCAUAUCGGUCUUCAUGUACCUGGAGCUGUACCUGGUCCCUACUGGGUUCCUGAUAAUGGAGGGUGACAACCUCCACAAGUUGUUUCCAGACGUCGGGUUUCAGCUCGGCACUCACGAGAUCGGAGGUAGACAGUUCUUCAUCGUGAUGGCGGGGCUUGUAGUGUUGCCCUCCAUGUGGCUCAAGGACUUGAGCAAGCUCUCUUGCGUAUCCGCUUGCGGGGUGGUGUCCUCUUUGGUCGUCAUGGGCUCAAUCUUCUGGGUUGGAGAGUUCGAUGGAGUUGGGUUUCGUGGUAAAGGAACCGUAUUAUUCGAUUUGAGCGGAGUCCCGAAAGCCCUUAGCUUGUAUGCCUUUUGCUAUGGUGCUCAUCCGGUCUUCCCAACUUUGUACUCCUCCAUGAAGGACAAGAGCAAGUUCUCCAAGGUUUUAUUCAUCAGCUUCGGCCUAAGCACGCUCAGCUACAUAUCAGUGGCGGGCAUGGGGUACUCGAUGUUUGGGCGGGAUACGCUCUCACAGGUGACGCUCAACCUACCCGGAGGCAAGAUCAGCUCGAAAAUAGCCAUAUACACCGCAAUGGCCGGCCCGAUCGCGAAGUACGCUCUUAUAAUAACGCCUAUUGCGGAAGCCAUUGAAGGGAGCUUGCCAAGCCCAUACAACAAUAGGCCCACUUGCAUCCUCCUGAGGACUUUGCUGCUGAUCAGUACGGUCAUAGUUGCCCUCCUUUUCCCUUUCUUCGGGCCACUCAUGGCCCUGGUCGGGGCUGCUCUUAACGUCACGGUCUCGAUUUUGUUCCCAUGCGCGUGUUACCUGAAGAUCUCCAAGGCAUAUCAACGGUGGAGACUCGAGACCGUGGUCAUAUUCGGGAUUAUCGUUUUCGGGUUCUCGAUUGGAGUCUUGGGAACAUAUUCAUCUCUCAAAGGGAUCGUAAAGCAUGCUAAUUAACUCUUUAAGUUUAUGGGAGCUAGCUCUAGAUAUAUGUGUGAUCGAUAAAUUAUCCAAAAAAAAAAGUGUAGUCGAUAUAGGAACAUACUCAUUCAAAUCUCUAUGCAAGGUAAUAAAAUCCGCAAAAUUUAUUGAAAACAUGUUUAAGACAUUAUAUAACAGUCUUUUAAUUGCUCGGA
This is a messenger RNA of Punica granatum (pomegranate), 1571 nucleotides long. Lineage: Eukaryota; Viridiplantae; Streptophyta; Magnoliopsida; Myrtales; Lythraceae. The record is from RefSeq and is a predicted model, not a curated record.